Molecule: messenger RNA, 318 nt
Organism: Phalaenopsis equestris
Lineage: Eukaryota; Viridiplantae; Streptophyta; Magnoliopsida; Asparagales; Orchidaceae
Product: dihydroceramide fatty acyl 2-hydroxylase FAH1-like
Exons: 2
Coding region: 57-296 (79 amino acids)
Biological process (GO): fatty acid metabolic process
Cellular component (GO): membrane; endoplasmic reticulum
Molecular function (GO): fatty acid 2-hydroxylase activity
Source: RefSeq, a predicted model, not a curated record
UUUGCAGGGCAAACACAGCACAUUAUUUGCUUCACGGAUGCCAUCAUAAACAUCCAAUGGAUGGCCUUCGCCUUGUUUUUCCCCCAGCUGCGGCUGCUAUUCUUUGCAUUCCAUUAUGGAACCUGACCAAACUCGUAGCGAAGCCCGCCGCAGCCCCUGCCUUAUUUGGUGGGGGUUUGCUCGGUUAUGUGAUGUAUGAUUGCACUCACUAUUACCUGCACCAUGGAAGGCCUUUCAGAAACCCAGCUAAACAUUUGAAGGUCAGAAAUCUGAACAUCUUACUAGGAAGCUCUUAAUUAACCAAAAAAAGUAGGCUUU